Tribolium castaneum (red flour beetle) is the source of this 2028-nucleotide messenger RNA. RefSeq names its product Cytosolic non-specific dipeptidase 2 (gene Cndp2). Gene Ontology annotation, biological process: proteolysis. Gene Ontology annotation, molecular function: metallodipeptidase activity. Bases 284 to 1720 code for a protein of 478 amino acids. NCBI's taxonomy places the organism in Eukaryota, Metazoa, Arthropoda, Insecta, Coleoptera, Tenebrionidae. The transcript has 6 exons. The record is from RefSeq and is a predicted model, not a curated record.
AACUAACAAUCUUGUUUAUUACAUCGGUUUUUAACUGAAAAUUUAUCUUGGUGGGUGGGACCCAGCACCAGCGUUCAACAUCAUUUUGAUAACACAGUGGCUAUAGUACUUCAAACACAAAACCAUAUUUUAUUAUUAACAACCGUAAUCUCCUAGUAGAGACCACUGUCUGACACUGACAAGUGACAAUAAAAGGUUUGACCACCCGUGAAAUCAUCAGAAGUUCAGCCUUCGUGGACAAUAAUAAUAACCUCAAUUUAAAUUUGAUUGUCAUCCCGCUAACAUGUCUCUUCCCGAACCAUUAUCAAAACUUUUCAGUGAAAUUGACAAAAACAAGCAAAAGUUCAUAACCAACCUCCGCGAUGCCGUUGCCAUUCAGUCCGUGUCAGCGUGGCCCCACAAGCGGGGCGAAAUCCGCAAAAUGAUCGAGUGGGCCAGAGACCGCAUGCAGAAGCUCAACAUCCAAACGGAAAUCAAGGAAUUGGGAAAACAAACCCUGCCUGAUGGCAGAGUUAUUGACUUGCCCCCUGUGGUGUUCGGGGCCUUGGGCACCGAUCCUAAGAAGAAGACCGUUCUGGUUUACGGGCAUUUGGACGUUCAGCCUGCCCUCAAGGAGGACGGUUGGGAUUCCGAGCCUUUUGUCCUGACUGAAAGGUCUGGAAAGUUGUACGGAAGGGGGUCAUCGGACGACAAGGGGCCAGUUUUGUGCUGGUUACAUGCCAUUGAGUGUUACCAGAACUUGGGGAUUGAUAUUCCAGUCAAUGUCAAGUUUAUUUUUGAGGGAAUGGAGGAGUCAGGAAGUGUGGGGUUGGACGAGUUGGUGCACAGCGAGAAACAGAAGUUUUUGGCAAAUGUUGACUAUGUUUGCAUUUCUGAUAACUACUGGUUGGGGACGAAGAAACCCUGCAUCACUUAUGGGCUCAGAGGGGUCUGCUAUUUCUUCAUUGAGGUGCAAUGCGCUGCCAAGGACUUGCAUAGUGGGGUCUUUGGGGGCACUGUCCAUGAAGCAAUGACUGAUUUGAUUUACCUCAUGGGCACUUUGGUCAACAAAGACGGCAGGAUUCUGGUGGAAGGCAUCUACGACGCCGUCGCCCCCUUGAUGGAGGGCGAACGCGAAAUUUACAAAAAAAUUGAUUUCGACGUGGACGAUUAUCGCAGUGACGUUGGUUGCAACCGCCUGUUACACAAUGAGCAAAAAGAGCAGAUUUUGAUGCACAGAUGGCGCUACCCCUCCUUGUCCCUCCACGGCAUCGAGGGGGCCUUUGCCGAGCCUGGCGCCAAAACCGUCAUUCCGGGAAAAGUAAUCGGCAAGUUUUCCAUCAGAAUAGUCCCCGACCAGAAGCCGGCCCAAGUUGAAAAAUGCGUGGUGGCUUAUUUGGAGAAGAAGUGGAAACAGCACGGAAGUCCCAACACAAUGAAGGCGUACAUGACCGAUGGUGGGAACCCCUGGACUGAGGACCCAACCCACCCUCAUUACACCGCAGGUCUUAAGGCCACCAAACAUGUGUACAAGGUCGAGCCUGAUUUUACCCGUGAGGGCGGCUCUAUUCCUGUUACUCUAACAUUCCAGCAAGCUACGGGAAAGAACGUUAUUCUGCUGCCGGUUGGGGCAGGCGAUGACGGGGCUCAUUCGCAAAACGAGAAAAUCGAUAUAAGAAAUUAUAUCGAAGGAACCAAGCUGUUGGGUGCCUAUCUUUACGAAGUCGGACAAUUGCAGUAAACUAUACAAGGUCAGAUUUCUCAGGCAUUGCGCUCUUUUUUUAUAAUCUAUAUCACGGAAAAAUGAGCAUAUCAAUGAGUGACGCCAUGGGUGUAACUAUUUUAUUUGUCUGGGAUUUCUGCAUCAAAAAAUAUAUUUUUAUAUGUUCCAUUUGCUACAAAUGGAAGUAAAUAGGUAAUUGUUUUAAAGACGCUUAAAGGGUUGCCAAUAUUGAUAAUAUGCUAAGAUUCUGAUGUUUUUAUAAGAACUGAUGUAAUAAUUAAAGCUCAAUCAAUAUAUGCAAUAAAAAUUUAUACAAUUAUCUUUAA